UUGCAUGUACUAGCCUUAUAUACGCCAGUGGAGCGAGCGCCCGCGCAGUUACAGUGAUUGUGUUGACCGUGACUUUACCAGUGCUGAUCACAAUGCAUUUCAUCACCAUCAUAGCAGUUCUCAUCACAAUAGUUCAGGCAAGACCUGGCCUGUUCUUCACCCAGCCUCUAGGGGCUCCAGGGAUAGAAUAUGCCCAAUCCGGAUCCUCUAUACAUCCUCACCCUGCAGUAGAGUUAAACGCUGCCAACGAGGCUUUACUACCACCAGAAUUACUCAAAUCCAAUUCAUUCUAUAGUAACCCAGCAAUCGCUUCAGGAUUGGCAAAGGAAUCUUGGUUUACGAAGAAAGAAAUGCAAGUCGUGGAACGCGAAGCUGAGAAAAUUCCAAGACAGCGGAUUUACGAUAUUGUGAAAGGCGCUGGGUUCAUUUAAGAUGAAUGUUUUCCUUCUAGGGCGCGAGAUUAGAGGUUUCGUUUAAAGUUAUUUAUUUUUUGAGUAAUAUUGCAUCUACAAGUAUCUGUGAUCCUGAUAUCAAACUUAUAGCUCAUUCUUUAUAGAAUUUAAAUAGUGUCUUGCAUGUAACUGCUAUUCUGCUAUUUGUGAUUUAAAAUUAGACCGUUCUUUUUUGUCUUCUUUCAGUCCAUUUUCAUAUCACGAAAUGCAGAGCCACUUCAUUUCGAAAAUGAAACCAAUAAUGAAAAGUCUAAUUUCCCCUUUAGUUUGUAAGUAAGUAGGUAUAUAAUUUUGUUCAUUAUAUUUUUAGUUAGUCUGU
Molecule: messenger RNA, 771 nt
Organism: Maniola jurtina (meadow brown)
Lineage: Eukaryota; Metazoa; Arthropoda; Insecta; Lepidoptera; Nymphalidae
Exons: 2
Coding region: 93-431 (112 amino acids)
Source: RefSeq, a predicted model, not a curated record